Molecule: messenger RNA, 630 nt
Organism: Panicum virgatum (switchgrass)
Lineage: Eukaryota; Viridiplantae; Streptophyta; Magnoliopsida; Poales; Poaceae
Exons: 4
Coding region: 1-630 (209 amino acids)
Source: RefSeq, a predicted model, not a curated record
AUGACGAAGCAGAGCGCCACCGCGGCGGCCGCCGUCGUCAGCGCGCCGGUGACGGAGAAGGCGGCAGUGGGCGGCCGUGGCGUCGAGGCCACUACGGAGGAGCAGGCGAGGGCGAUCAUCUGCGCGGCGACGAGGGCGGAUAUGCCUUUCCUGUCAUAUGGAGAUUUAUCCUCAUCUGAUCCAUUUAGUGAAGAUCAAAAUGCAAGCCAGCAGAGGAGAGAGCUAGUAGAGGGCCAGAGUUCUAUUACUGGGUUACUAAGUUCACAUGUGGAGCAAAGGGCUUAUAACCUUCGCCCUCGGAAGGAUGAUUCAGUUACCAUUCAAAGGAGAUCAGAAUUUGCGAGAUUGAGGCAGGAGCAGCAGAAUCAGAGAAGAAAUAAGCGCAAGGAAGAGAUAAGUGCUUAUGAGCAAUUUUCCCACAACAAUGUCUGGAAGAAUCUGGAUCUGGAAGCACUGCCUGAAACUAGUGAUAAUGAUUUGGAAGAUAUAACUAAGGUAGUAGUUGGUGAUACAAUUGAUAAAAUGGGCAUGGGAGGUGAGUUGUAUUCUAGUCAAGAAUUUUAUGAGCAGGUUUUGGGAAGGUAUCAGGAGAGUUUUUCUAUCCGAGUAGUACAAGCAAUGAUUUAUUAA